CUCGCCUCCCACCACUUCCCCUACCUUUAACCAAAGCUCCAUCUUUUAAAAAAUGGCCUCCUCUCGCUUCUUGUGACUUCUGAAGCGUGAGCUGCAAAGCCCCCAUUAAACUAUUCAAAAGCCCCAAUCAAAAACGCAGAUGCCCUCAUAGAACAAACAACCAACCAACCAAGCACCAGAAUCCUUAUCACCUUCACUCGUACCCCGCGCGCUCCCCACAGAAACAAACCAGAGCAAAGCAACAGGGGAAACUCCAAAGCCCCUCUUUCUUCUCGUUCUCCGCGCAACUCUCCUCUCCCUCACCCUCCUUCUCCGCCCUGCUCAAAAAGAAAAAAGCAACCCAACUUUGUUCAAUCAAACGAUAGUAAAUUUACCAUGAUCAGCUCCCUCGACUUUUACCAUGUCAUGACCGCCAUGGUCCCUCUCUACGUCGCCAUGCUCCUCGCUUACUCUUCCGUCAAAUGGUGGAAAAUCUUCACACCCGAUCAAUGCUCCGGAAUCAACCGCUUCGUCGCUCUUUUCGCCGUCCCUCUCCUCUCCUUCCACUUCAUAUCCUCCAACAAUCCCUUCUCCAUGAACCUCCGUUUCAUCGCCGCCGACACUCUCCAAAAACUCAUCGUUCUCGCCGCCCUCACCUUCUGGGCCACUCUCAGCCGUCACGGUAGCCUCGAAUGGACCAUCACCUUCUUCUCCCUCUCCACCCUCCCCAACACCCUCGUCAUGGGCAUCCCUUUACUCAAAGGCAUGUACGGCGACUUCUCCGGCAGUCUCAUGGUGCAAGUCGUCGUCUUGCAAUGUAUUAUUUGGUAUACUCUGAUGCUCUUCAUGUUCGAGUACCGCGGAGCGAGGUUGCUCAUCGCAGAGCAGUUUCCGGACACCGCCGGAUCCAUUGUUUCUAUUACAGUCGAUUCCGAUGUGAUGUCGCUCGACGGGAAGGAGAUUGAAGCCGAAACGGAGGUGAAGGAAGAUGGGAAGAUGCAUGUGACGGUGAGGAGAUCGAGUGCUUCGAGGUCUGAUGUGUAUUCCAGGAGGUCGGCGCAGGGGAAUGGAGUGGCGACGCCGAGGCCGUCGAAUCUGACGAAUGCGGAGAUUUACUCAUUGCAGUCGUCCAGGAAUCCGACGCCGAGGGGGUCCAGUUUUAAUCAUGCGGAUUUCUAUUCGAUGGUGGGGAGAAGUUCAAAUUUUGCGGCGGGGGAUGGGUAUGGAAUGAUGGGGACGACGGCGGCGAGGGGGCAGAGCACGCCGCGCUCGUCAAAUUUUGAGGAGGAUUGCGGCGGCGGCGGUGGGAAGGCGCGGUUGCAUUACCAGAUUCCGGCGACGGGAGGGAAGAAGGACUUGCAUAUGUUUGUGUGGAGCUCAAGUGCGUCGCCGGUUUCUGAAGUUUUCGCCGGCGGUGCAGGAAAAGAAGUUAGACUCGCCGUCUCUCCUCCACAGGGAGAAGCUCGAAAAGACGAGUUCUUGGAGCGCAAUGAGUUCAGUUUCGGAAACAGAGGAAUGGUUGACGGCGGGCACGACGCCGGAGGCGAGGAGAAGUUGCAGGAACCGAACGGCAAAGUCGGCGCAGCCGUCGCCACCAUCUCCGGCAAUGGCCGCGGAACGGUGAUGCCGCCGACGAGCGUGAUGACUAGACUGAUUUUGAUAAUGGUUUGGAGAAAGCUCAUCCGCAAUCCAAACACCUACUCCAGCCUCAUAGGCGUCGUCUGGUCGUUGGUCUCUUACAGAUGGAGUAUUGAAAUGCCUGCCAUAGUUGCAAGGUCCAUCUCCAUACUGUCGGAUGCCGGGCUGGGGAUGGCGAUGUUCAGCCUGGGGUUGUUCAUGGCGCUGCAGCCAAGGAUUAUAGCUUGUGGGAACAAGGUGGCGACUUUUGCUAUGGGAGUCAGGUUUCUCGCCGGACCGGCUGUAAUGGCGGCGGCCUCCAUUGCCGUCGGCCUUCGCGGAGUUCUCCUCCACGUGGCCAUUGUCCAGGCGGCGCUGCCACAGGGGAUCGUCCCUUUCGUGUUCGCGAAGGAGUACAGCGUCCACCCUGACAUUCUAAGCACAGCGGUUAUAUUUGGCAUGCUAAUUGCUCUGCCCAUAACGCUGGUAUACUACAUCUUGCUGGGGCUGUAAAGUAACAGUUUUUCUGGUUCAGAGAAGGGGUAAAGUUGUAAGAUUGAGGAGAUAAGGCAGAGGGAGGAAGCAUGGUGAGCAUUAAAGCAGCAGAAUUUGUAGAAAAGCUGAGAAAGAAACUGGCCGGUCGGCUCCUUGUUCUGUAAAAUGUUUUUUUUUUUGUUUUAAUUAUUAUUAUUAUUAUUAUUUAUGUUUUUCUGCUUGCAAUUCAAUCUUAAGAGA
Phalaenopsis equestris is the source of this 2331-nucleotide messenger RNA. RefSeq names its product probable auxin efflux carrier component 1c. Gene Ontology annotation, biological process: auxin export across the plasma membrane; auxin polar transport. NCBI's taxonomy places the organism in Eukaryota, Viridiplantae, Streptophyta, Magnoliopsida, Asparagales, Orchidaceae. Gene Ontology annotation, cellular component: plasma membrane; endoplasmic reticulum. Gene Ontology annotation, molecular function: auxin efflux transmembrane transporter activity. The transcript has 6 exons. Bases 376 to 2109 code for a protein of 577 amino acids. The record is from RefSeq and is a predicted model, not a curated record.